Molecule: messenger RNA, 2264 nt
Organism: Durio zibethinus
Lineage: Eukaryota; Viridiplantae; Streptophyta; Magnoliopsida; Malvales; Malvaceae
Biological process (GO): SNARE complex assembly
Cellular component (GO): lytic vacuole; endosome
Molecular function (GO): SNARE binding
Source: RefSeq, a predicted model, not a curated record
UUCAAUAAUUGAAAUCUCGUUAAAAAUUUGUCAAAACAAACGACGUAAGAAAUCCUUCCACUUUAAUCAGCUCUAUUAGAUUUUUCUGUCAAACACGACCUUUUGGUUUCCUUUUUAAUUUUCUUCUUAGGGAUUUCGAUUUUCGAUUCUUUUGAUGAAGAAGGAGAAGAUUUUGAUUAGAUUGUUAUUAUUAUGAUGUCCAAAAAACCCAGCAACUGCGCUAUUUGUGACAAUUCAAAUCGCGCUUCUAUCUGCUCCGUUUGCGUCAAUUACAGAUUAAAUGAAUAUAAUUCUUUUUUAAAAUCACUGGAAAGCCGUCGUGAUCUUUUAUAUUCAAAAUUAUCCGUAGUGCUUGCCGCAAAGGGGAAAACUGAUGAUCAACUGAAUUGGAAAAUUCGUCAAAACGAGAAGCUAACUAACUUGAAAGAGAAGCUUCGUCGCAGUAAAGAACAAUUAGCUCAAGGUAAGGCUAAAAUUGAGAGAGUGUCUCAUGACUUAAAGGUUAAGUAUGGAAUGCUUGAAUCUGUUCGUGGCACGUUGGAAAAGAAUCGUGUCGAACAGCUCGAGAAGUUCUAUCCCAACCUUAUUGUCACACUAAGCUCGGGGCAUAGGGCAAUUACCUCUGAUCGUCUUCAUAAGCAGUCCGUGGUUAUAAAACAGAUAUGCAAAUUGUUUCCCCAACGUCAUGUAAAUUUAGAGGGGGAGAGAAGAGAUGGAUCUAGUGGUCAGUAUGAUCUGAUUUGCAAUGCUCGCUUGCCAAGAGGCCUUGAUCCCCACUCUGUUCCAUCAGAGGAGCUUGCUGCAUCAUUGGGAUACAUGGUGCAACUUCUGAAUCUUGUUGUUCAUAACUUGGCUGCUCCUGCACUUCAUAACUCAGGUUUUGCGGGGUCUUGCUCACGAAUAUGGCAACGAGAUUCUUAUUGGAAUGCACGCCCUUCUUCUCGAAGCAAUGAAUAUCCGCUUUUUAUACCACGCCAAAAUUAUUGCUCGACUAGUGGGGAUAAUUCAUGGACAGAUAGAAGCUCUAGUAAUUUUGGUGUUGCUUCAAUGGAAUCUGAGAGAAGAUUCCGCCUGGAUUCAUCUGGAAGUAAUAGCUUUAAUUAUUCUCCUGCCUCUCCACACACUGUUGAAACACACAAGGACUUGCAGAAAGGGAUAUCUCUUCUGAAGAAAAGUGUGGCAUGCAUAACCGCUUACUGCUACAACUCACUCUGUUUAGAUGUUCCUGCUGAAGCAUCUACCUUUGAAGCAUUUUCGAAAUUAUUGGCUGCGCUAUCUUCAACCAAGGAAGUUCCAUCUGUUAUGUCAUUAAAAAUGGCUUGUUCAAGAAUAGAAAUUUUCUUCUUGACAAUCAAGUGUGAAGGAUAAGACUUUGAAAAUGACCUGUUUUGAGUCUCUUGUACCAUAGAGGGAGCUGAAUCGAACUGGCACUAUACAGAGUUUUAUCUAUAAGUUUAAAAUCCUAAUUUCUGGCUGGUGUUCAAUCUACUAUGCAAAAUGUUGGCAUGAUGAAGAUGAGAAGAAUUGUUGUUUAUUUUCUAUUUGCUGUUUUCUUUAUACAGGUGCACAUGUAUGAAUCUGUUUUGUAUUUCACAUCUAUUCAUUGUGCUUAGGGGUGUAAGCGAAUAGAGCUUUCGAUGAAUCAUUCAUGAACAUGUUCGGUUUCUGUUCGUUUAUGUUCGUUUAUUAAGCUUAACAAAUUAUUUUGAACACUAUUUGUGCAUUCGUUUAUUAAACGAAUCAAACACGAACAGCUGUCUGAUCGUUCAUUUAUGUUCACGAACAAGCUCGUUUACGGUUCAUUUAAAACUCGUUUGUUUAUUAUUCAUUUACUGUUUGUUUGCUAUUCAUUUAUUAUAAUACUAAUAAAAUUACAUUUUUAUCCUUUACCCUACUUCUAAUUUAAGAUUUGUUUAUGUUUAUUUGGGUUUGUUUAUGUUCGUUUAAGGUUUGUUUGUUUAAAUUUGUUUGAUUAUGGUUUGUUUAUUGUUCAUGAAUUGUUCAUUUAUAUAUGUUCGUGAAUAUAUUCGUGAACAUAUUCGUUUAAUGUUUACGAACGAGCUUGUUUAACUUAAUUGAAUGAACACAAACCGAACACGAACAACCUAUUAUUUAAACGAACGAACAUGAACGAACAGAGCAAAUUUCUUAACAAACACGAACCGAACACAAACAUCUUUAAAAACAAAUGAACAAAUACAAACAUACAUUCGUUCGUUCAUAUUCGGUUUAUUUACAAUCCUAGUUGUGCUUAUUUUUAUUAU